Molecule: messenger RNA, 1368 nt
Organism: Stereum hirsutum FP-91666 SS1
Lineage: Eukaryota; Fungi; Basidiomycota; Agaricomycetes; Russulales; Stereaceae
Exons: 11
Coding region: 1-1368 (455 amino acids)
Biological process (GO): adenylate cyclase-activating G protein-coupled receptor signaling pathway
Cellular component (GO): plasma membrane
Molecular function (GO): G protein-coupled receptor activity
Source: RefSeq, a predicted model, not a curated record
AUGUACGCUUUGGCUGCAAAUGUGGUGUUCGGCGUCUCAAGCGCUGUGGGAGGAGAACUAUCGGGUCCCAGUUGGGGAUGCGGAUUUUCUGUCUUCGUGUUACAGAUAUCUCUCGAGUUCGCAAGCUGCAUGCUGUUUGUGAUAGCUCUUAAUCUCCAACUUGUAGUCGUACAUGGUUAUAAUGGCCAGACGAUGGAAAAGUAUUAUAUUAUUGGAUCUGUGUUCGUCUCAAUCUGUCUCGCAGUACCACCAUACGCCAAUGGACAGUACGGAUGGGACCCUCUCGAGCGCGACUGCUGGUAUACGAGUGACAAUCAGGGAGAGCGGCUUGCAUGGCAGCUCGGAACUCAGAUGGUAUGGACUGGACUGACAGUGGUCGGAGCGAUUAUUUCUUCGUCAUGGGUGAUGAUUUUCAUGAUACGACACCAUCUUUACCAGAAACGUAUCUUGACGAUGAGUGAGAUAUCUAACGGUGUACAAGGUUUCUCUGUCGAGUCUCAAGUACUCCAUGCGAAUAAUUACAAGAGAAUCAUCGCACGUAUCGCGCUCUACCCUAUCACCGCAUGCAUUGUGAACGCCAUGAGUAUUCUGGCAGCCUUGAACGCGACCAUCAACGUAGGCAUAUUAAGCAGGAAGGACUACAACAUUCUCUUACUUGGUGACAUCCUUUACGGUGGUCGCGCUGUCUUAUAUGCUCUCUUAGCCGCCACAGAUCCUGCGCUCGUCCGUGGACUCAAAUCUCUUAUGUCGUGCAUAUGGCCCACUCUCUCCCACCACAUUAACACUACCCUCAGUACCCACUCCGAGCUCGUCUUCGCGAAACGUGAUAUGGAGCGCAGCCCAACUCCGAGCAAUACAAAUCCUGUCGUUGUCACGAUUGAACUCUCGACUGUUCAAACCCCAGACUUCAGUGGAACUCAUACAAGCGGUGACUAUUUAACUGCGAAGAGGAAGGACGGAGAUAAUAUGGCGGAUACGAAGAGCCGUAGUGAUGGAGUAUUCGAGAGGACUGAGCUACAGGAGCCUCCCUUUGGCGAUACAACGACAGGCCUCCACAACUGCGACGUUGAGCUAGACAUACUCGCAAACUCCCACUCGCAUCCUCUCGAUGACGGCGCGCUUCCGUCCCGACCAGAGAGUGCACUUUCUGUCAGCACCCUCAGGCCUUUUUCGCGAUGGCGGACUAGCAGCGCUGCGGAUGUGAACGAGACCGGUGGUGUACUACACCCGGUUGGAACGGAAGGGAGAGAGAGGCGAAGUCAGAACCGCUCUCGCGAGGAAAUAGACAGAUCGUCAGGAGAUUUAAUGUUUCAGAGAUGGGAUACAAUGAGGCGAGAACAGCAGAAUUCUUUCAGCCGACAGUUAUGA